AUGUCGUCCACCACGAAUGGCAACGCCAGCCAUGCGAGUCAAAAGAAGCGUGUCAUCGUCGUCGGUGGCGGUGCCUCUGGCAUGUCGGCCUGCCACGCGUUUUCGCUCUCGCCGCACGAAUUCGAGGUGACGCUGUACGACAAGCAAUGCUCUCUUGGCGGCUCAGCCACGUCGUACCAGCUGCCUGACCCUGCCAAGUACGGAGCCCAGUACAUCAAUGACGGUGUGCAAGGAGCAUCGCCCGUGUUCCACAACACGUUCAAGGUGUUUGAACACGUUCUGGGAUUCAAAGCACAAGAAGUGGGGAUGCAAAUCUCGUUCGGCAAAGGCAAGCCGACAUUUUGGAGCAACGUGUUUCCGUCGGAGCUCGUAGAAAAGUAUGCGCAAGAUAUCAAGAAAUUCGGGAGCACGCUCAAGACGAUCAAACGGUUUGAAGUGGUGUUCGCGGUGAUUCCGGUGCACAGGAUGCUCAAGAUCUUUGGGUUUUCCGACGAGUUUGGCGAGCGCAUGGUGUACCCGCUCGUGGCACUCUUCUUUGGUACAGGCAACGAUACCAAGCAUAUCUCGUCGGCGAUCCUGGAGCGAGUGUUUUUGGAUCCGAGCAUGCGCCUAUUUGAGUUCUCCGACGACAGUCUGCUGGCAAGUGUACCGACGAUGAUGGCCUUUCCCGAGUUGGCACGCGUCUAUGCGGCUUGGGAGGACGAAAUCUGCAAGAACGCCAACGUGCGUGUCGAGACGAGUCGCGAAGUGUGUGGAAUUCAGCGAAACACACGCGAGGCACGCGAGCGCGGGGGAAACAUUCUCGUCACCUCGCGUCGCGUCGACCAGCACGGCAAGCGUCUCACCACGGCUGAUGAGCAGGAGCGCAUCGAAGUGUUUGACGAACUCGUCCUUGCGUGCGAUGCCGAGACCUCGCUCAAGCUGCUCUCGAAGAGCGCUUCGUGGAAAGAGCGCCGAAUCCUUGGCUCGGUUGUGUAUCGCUGGGACAUGACUACUACGCACAACGACUACGAGUAUAUGUGCAAGCAUUACCAGAUGACGUACGAUGCAAAGCACAAGGCCAAGAAUCGCGAUGAUGCCAAGUCCAGGAAAGCUUUUGAGUUUGCCCAGAACCACUGGAAGCCUCUGUACUUGAUCAAGAUGUACGAGCAUGAUCGAGCGUUGAUCGAGAUGUCGUUUGACCUGACCAACUACCAGCCGCAAUUCUCGGGUGUUGCACCUACGGGUCCACGAGACAAACAUGUACGCUCUCCCUCUUGCGCCCCGCCACGCGAGCGUCAAGGAGCUCAUGGCAAACAAGCCGAUUCGCAAGAAUCCCACCUUUCGCCCCUCUCCGACGAUGCGACUCAGCACAAAGAGGCGUGUCUACAAGACCACGUUUUCCAAACCAUUUUCCUCAACAAGCAGCUCUCGUCGAAAUGGACGCACCACGAAAUCAGCAAGCCGAAAAUCAUCCUGGAAAAGUGGUGGAAGCAACAGUCGCAUCGAUCGACGCACUACGCAUACGUCGUCCCCUGGCUGUGGCUCAUCAACGGUGCCAACCACACAAACUACUGCGGCGGUUGGACGCUCGUCAACAUGCACGAGGUCGCCAUUGUCAGUGGCUACGCCGCCGCCGUAGCGCUCGGAGCAAAAUACCCGUUCGAGCAAGACAAGCUGUGUGCAAGGCUCUUCCACCUCUACAAUGCGCUCGCGCACCUCAGCUUCAAGAACGUCAAGAAAGCGUUGAGCGCUUGA
This is a messenger RNA of Mycosarcoma maydis (corn smut), 1737 nucleotides long. RefSeq lists its product as uncharacterized. The record is from RefSeq and is a predicted model, not a curated record. Gene Ontology annotation, molecular function: oxidoreductase activity. NCBI's taxonomy places the organism in Eukaryota, Fungi, Basidiomycota, Ustilaginomycetes, Ustilaginales. The transcript has a single exon. Bases 1 to 1737 code for a protein of 578 amino acids.